ACUAAAUACAAUUUUUGUUUAAGGUGAAGGUGAUGGCAAUGGAGUGGAGACCUAGAACAAAAAAAACACCUGGAAAAUACCAUAAGAUAAUGCUGGAAGAAGAGCCUCCUAAAUUUUUAAUGAAACCAUUGGAUGGUUAUGAUGAUAUAAUAGAGAAAGCCAAAGAAAUGUUUUGGAAAGAUGACAAAAGAAAUGAAGCUCAGUACACACUGUGCAAUGCGGAUGGAUCAAGAUGGCCCAAAUCAGAUUUUGAGAAGGAGUAUUUCUCAUUAAAUGAAAUUCCAGAUAUAUGGAAGAAAACAUUAUAUGUUGGUCGUAGAGAUUUAGAUGAUGUGAUAUGUGUUGGACAGCUUUCUUUGGCAUCUAAAAGUGAAAACUUAACACAAACAAAAUCCAUGUUAAUGGAGAAUGCAGCAAUGGAUAAUCCAAUUUUGCAGGAAACCUCAGGCCAUUUGAAGAAAAGUUCCACCAGUUGUAAGAGAAAACCAACAAUGGACAAAUUACAAGCACAACUUUCAGGAAGCUUUUCCUUUGAGCUGAUGGUGUCAUCUAGUAAAAAACAUUGUUCACUGGCAAUUGCUGAAAAUAUGGAAGAUGGUUCAUUAAAGUCUGAUGUUCAAACACCUCCUCAUUAUGCAAUUCCUCCAGUGUACAUGCCACGAGUUCCAUAUGUUGAUGAUGGACAAAUCAAAUUCAAUCCUGAUUUGGCUGUGGGGUCAGGGUCGUUUGGAACGGUGUACUUUGGUUCAUAUCAGGGAACACCAGCAGCAGUAAAGAAGAUUCCUGUUGAUGACAGUAAUGACUUUUUGCAUGAGAUCCUUGUUUGUUUAUUGAAGGCAGCAGCAAAAAGGCCUAUCUUACCGACUGGGGUUUAGCCAAUGUUCGCGACUCAGUUUCGCUAAGGCAGGGGAGCAAAAUAUCUGGCCUUUUAAGUGGACCUCUUGGUGGUACUGCUAUUUACACAGCUCCUGAAUGUCUGCUAACCUUUCAACCUUGUUCUGUACAUUCAGACAUAUGGUCCAUCGGCAUAACAUUUUUAGAGCUGUACACAAACACUGUACCAUGGUCUGUAAAGACCUGUAAAGAGCUGUGCCAGUUAAUGUCAACAGAGGCAGCUCCAAAUGCUUUAAACAAAUUUGAUUCAUUGUGCACACAAUUAAUAUGUACAUGUUUAAAAUAUACACCAUCGGAAAGAAUUUCGGCCUCAAACCUAGUUCUUCUGUUAAAAUCAUUGGACAACACUGAUUUAAAAAAACAUUACGGAUACCAUUGGUAAUUACAAAAUGCAAUAUUUUAGAUGAUGACCUUUGUUUUAUUCAUCACCAAGAGGAAAGUAAAAUGUUUAGUUUUUCCUGUCAUUAAAAUGUAUUGUUACAUUAUAUACUGUAUACAGGAAAAAAGUGCAUACAAUUAUAUUGAUUAUGUUGUUGUUCUUGAUGUUAUGACUAUAGAAUUCUGAUGCAAAUAAAUAAUUUCUCUCCCAGAGAAGCAAAAACAGCCAUCUAAGUUGUACUCAACAAAUUCAUAAAUGGUGCUUGAUUCUCCUGCCACAAGGAACUCUAAUAUCAGUGCAAGUUCAUAAAAUUAAUGGACUGAUAAUGGUUAAACAUAGAUUAUGGAAGGAUACUAAAGGUUCUAUAUAAAUAUCCUCUGGGUUAUUUUAAAUUGUUAUAAUGGACCUUUCUAUGUGUAAAGGCUCAAAAAAGUAUGAUUAAACCAAUUUAUUUUCACAACAACAAAAUUUAUUUAGUAUGAGAAGAAUUGAUGAUUUUUUCAUAUAUUUCAAAAGCCUGUACAAAGUUAUCUGGCUCAAU
This is a messenger RNA of Erpetoichthys calabaricus (reedfish), 1814 nucleotides long. RefSeq lists its product as uncharacterized. The coding region runs from base 33 to 875 and encodes 280 amino acids. The transcript has 9 exons. NCBI's taxonomy places the organism in Eukaryota, Metazoa, Chordata, Cladistia, Polypteriformes, Polypteridae. Gene Ontology annotation, molecular function: ATP binding. The record is from RefSeq and is a predicted model, not a curated record.